UUAAAUAUUACGUUUUAUUUAUUUUUAAAGUAUAUACAUAAAAAUAAAAUUAACUUAUUUAUUAAAUCCUUUACUAAUUAUAUUAUAAAGUCUAAGUUUUUUAUUACCUUUUAUAAGGCUUAUAAUAAGAUUUUUUUAAAUAAAAAUAUUAAAUCUGCUUUCCGUAAAGCUAAAAUUUUAUUAUAA
Colletotrichum orchidophilum is the source of this 186-nucleotide messenger RNA. RefSeq lists its product as uncharacterized. NCBI's taxonomy places the organism in Eukaryota, Fungi, Ascomycota, Sordariomycetes, Glomerellales, Glomerellaceae. The transcript has a single exon. The annotation marks the transcript as partial. The record is from RefSeq and is a predicted model, not a curated record.